CGAGGUGUGGGGGAGCAGCGCCUCCAGCCUACACCUCCCGUCACGACCCGGGCCAGGGCCCGCCCGUCGCGGCCAUGACGCGCGGGGCGCGCCCGGCGGCUGAGGCUGCGCGGGCAAGAUGGCGGCCCCGGCCGAGCGGCGGUGAAGGGACGGGCUGGGCUCCGCGUCGCCGGAGGAGCUGCGGGAUCGAGGCCGGUCAGGGUGAGGGGAAGGCGGGAGAGCUGCGCUCGUCCGUGUUGCAGGAGGGCUGGAGCUGACCAUGCCUGGCGUGUGAGGCGGGACCCUCAUCCGGAAAGUAAGCGGGGCCAGGAGGAGCGGUGCUCUGCAGGGGGGGCUGGGGCCUCUCUGCUGGAAGGGAGGAAAGCGCAAUGUCACUAUUGUUUAGUCGUUCCAAGUCAAUAGUUGCAGUGAAGAAGGAUAAAAGACACAUGGCUGAGGUAAAUGCUUCUCCGCUUAAACAUUUUGUCACUGCAAAGAAGAAAAUCAAUGGUAUUUUUGAACAGCUGGCUGCAUACAUCAAUGAGAGCUCCUCGUUCCUGGAAGAAACACACAAGAAUGUUGAGCUUGAUCCUGUCACCACAGAAGAGCAGGUACUGGAAGUCAAAGGCUAUCUGUCAAAAGUCAGUGGCAUUAGUGAAGUGCUGGCAAGGAGACACAUGAAAGUGGCUUUUUUUGGAAGGACAAGCAAUGGAAAAAGCACGGUGAUAAAUGCUAUGCUGUGGGACAAAGUCCUUCCUUCAGGAAUUGGACACACCACUAAUUGUUUUCUGCGUGUAGAAGGGACAGAUGGACAUGAGGCUUUCCUGCUUACUGAAGGCUCAGAGGAAAAGAAGAAUGUUAAGACAGUGAAUCAGCUGGCUCACGCCCUUCAUCAAGAUGAGCUUCUGAAUGCUGGCAGUCUAGUCAGCGUAAUGUGGCCCAAUUCCAAAUGUCCUCUCUUAAAGGAUGAUCUGGUGCUCAUGGACAGCCCUGGCAUUGAUGUAACCACAGAGCUGGACAGCUGGAUUGACAAGUUCUGUCUAGAUGCUGAUGUGUUUGUCCUGGUGGCAAAUUCAGAAUCAACGUUGAUGCAAACAGAGAAACAAUUCUUUCACAAGGUGAACGAACGUCUGUCUCGACCCAAUAUAUUUAUUUUAAAUAAUCGCUGGGAUGCAUCUGCCUCUGAACCAGAAUACAUGGAAGAGGUACGUCGACAACACAUGGAGCGGUGUACCAGUUUCCUGGUAGAUGAGCUGGGCGUGGUGGAUCGAGCACAGGCAGGGGAUCGAAUUUUCUUUGUGUCUGCAAAAGAAGUGCUGAAUGCCAGGAUUCAAAAGGCUCAAGGGAUGCCAGAAGGAGGUGGAGCACUGGCAGAUGGGUUUCAAGUGAGAAUGUUUGAGUUUCAGAACUUUGAGAGAAGAUUUGAGGAAUGUAUCUCCCAGUCAGCAGUAAAGACAAAAUUUGAGCAGCAUACAGUGAGAGCAAAGCAGAUUGCUGAAGAUGUUCGUCUCAUCAUGGAUUCUGUGCAUAUUGCCGCCCAGGAACAGCGAGUUUACUGUCUGGAAAUGCGAGAGGAGCGACAGGAACGUUUAGGUUUUAUUGACAAACAGCUGGAGCUCCUUACUCAAGACUACAAGCGGAAAAUAAAACAGAUCACAGAAGAAGUGGAGAGGCAGGUAUCAAAUGCAAUGGCAGAAGAAAUCAGACGGCUUUCCGUGUUGGUAGAUGAAUACCAAGCAGAUUUCCAUCCAUCUCAAGUAGUUCUGAAAGUUUACAAGAACGAGCUACAUAAACACAUUGAGGAAGGUCUGGGCCGUAACAUGUCAGAUCGUUGCUCCAAUGCAAUCACAGCUUCUCUGCAGACAAUGCAACAAGAAAUGAUAGAUGGCUUAAAACCCCUUCUCCCAGUCUCUUUGCGUGGCCAGAUAGACAUGUUAAUUCCUCGACAGUGCUUCACGCUCAGCUACGAUCUGAACUGUGAUAAACUUUGUGCUGACUUCCAAGAAGACAUAGAAUUCCAUUUCUCUCUUGGGUGGACGAUGCUGGUGAACAGAUUUUUGGGACCAAAGAAUGGUCGUCGGGCCUUGAUGGGCUAUAAUGACCAGGUUCAGCGCCCUUUGACACCAGCAAAUCCUAGCCUGCCUCCUUUGCCUCAGGGUUCUAUGACCCAGGAAGAGCUCAUGGUGUCAAUGGUCACUGGACUGGCCUCGUUAACUUCCCGAACUUCCAUGGGGAUCAUCGUGGUUGGUGGAGUGGUCUGGAAGGCUGUGGGUUGGAGACUGAUUGCUCUCUCUUUUGGCCUUUAUGGGCUUCUUUAUGUAUAUGAGCGUCUCACCUGGACUACAAAAGCAAAGGAGAGAGCUUUCAAACGGCAGUUUGUGGAGUAUGCUGGAGAGAAAUUGCAGCUCAUUGUCAGCUAUACAGGUUCUAAUUGCAGCCACCAAGUCCAACAAGAGCUUGCUGGAACAUUUGCUCAUUUAUGUCAGCAAGUGGAUGUCACACGGGAGAAUCUUGAGCAGGAAAUUUCUGCUCUGAAUAAAAAAAUUGAAGUUUUGGAUUCACUGCAGAGCAAAGCAAAACUGCUCAGGAAUAAAGCGGGUUGGCUUGACAGUGAACUUAACAUGUUCACACAUCAGUACUUGCAGCAAAGCAGAUAGUGUGGGAAGAAGAGGAAAAACAACACCAUUUCUUCCCUUCAGUGCUCUUUCAGUUACUGCAGAGAACAUGGUGGGUGAUGGAAUCCCUAAAGGGAGUGAGCAGAAGUCUAUCGCUGUGUUUCCAGUUGCUGUGUGAACAGUAGGAUUCUGCAUCCUUGUUUUGUGUCCCACCUCUAAACACUAGCUAUUUAUAACUCCCUUUUCCUGCUUGGGAGACCAGGCUACUUCAGAAGCAAUGUGUGCUUCAUACAUUUACAGGGGGCUGCUAAAAUCAAAAUGAGGUUCAGUAACAGUCAAGUUUAAAAGCAAAUGUUUAUCAGGUUAAAUGUUAUUCUAACACAUCUUUCUUUAUGGAGUCGUUCAUUUUAUUACACUAAGACAGAGCUUUUGACUUCAAAGCCCCAAGUUUAUGUAUGUGACAAGCAGCUGUUUUUCUAAACAGUGAUCUCAUGCACACAAGUAAUAGCAAUUUCACAAUACUUUUAUAGCCCCUGGAAGCCUAUCUCCUAGGUAAACCUUCCGUUAUUGUAGAACAUGGCAAAGAACCGCUGCACUGUUUCUCUUCAUAGAAAGGUUUAUUGCUGUCAGCAUGUUUAAACCUGUGAACAAAACCUAGUUCUCUUCCAGAGCAAGACUGACCAAGAUUUUGUUUUGGUACGUUUAUUGUCUUUGGAGUUACUUUCUUCCUCUUCAAAGCUAUUUAAUAAUGCAGUCUGACCCAUUUCACAUCAUACGUAAAUAGUUUGCAACGUCAUAGCUAGCUCCUGGGAAGGAGUUAGUGUUGAUAAUUUGGCAUCUUGUUGAGGAAGAAAAUUAGGAAUGAAAAAAUGAGCCACUUGACAGAAUGUAAAUAACUGCUUUAUGAGAUAAGUUGAUGAAUGUGGGGGGUUUUUGGCAUUGCACAGCUGUGUUUCUGGAAGCAGGCCUUUGGAAUUCCAUUAGCAUUAUUUGGCCACGAGGGCAGCAUGGGGAUUACAAGCUGUAAGAGAUUAUGCUUCAUGUAGAGUUCCCAUAUGAUGUUACAGUCCUUGCAGUAAUAUGAUUUGUUGUUUCUCUUCUGUUAAAAGUCUGAAGGUGGGAGACCUGUCCUUCCUAUUUAAUGCCAGGGUAAGAAUGGGUUAAGUUUUUUAAGACAUUUUUUAUUUGCAAACGGAUCAAAUUGAUUAUUGAGUUCUGCCCUGAAGCAAAUUAAUUUUGAGUAUAAAAUUUGAGAAUUAUAAGGACUUGAUUCUCUUUGUGUUGAAAUUGGUAGAGGAGACAUUCCCACUGAUUUCACUAGUACCAAGAUCAGGCUCCUAUGUUGCAAAGCUUCUUCUCCACUUGGUGGAUCUGUAUUUUACCAUGUAUUGGGUAUGACCUGUAUAUUCCCCACAAAAUGUCCCUCAGGAAUCCAGAAUCAGAUCCUGUAAUUAAUUCUGAGGUUAGGGUCAACCAAAAUCCGUUCAGUAUCAAACAUUUAGAGAAUAUGAAUUAUCUGUGAGCAGGUCACGGCUCAAUUCAGAACUAUUAAGGUAUGUUUUGUUGUCGUUGCUGUAUUGAGAGUAAGACUUUUCAAUUGAAAAUGUUAUCAGCUAGCCUUAGGACUUCUCAUUUAUGCUCAGGUGUGAAUGUAUGUGCCUGUGACAAGUACACCGCUUCGUGUGAAGGUCCAGAGAAGAAGCUGCCUGAUACUAGAGGGAGAAAAAAUAGCAGAGUGUCAGUAAGUACUUCAGGCUGUUUAAAGAUUAGCAGUAAGACUCGAAGUAUCUUGGUUAUGUAGCAGCUGGCAGUGAGACUCUGGUUAGGUCCCUGGAAUGCAGACGGCAAACAAACAUUUCACUUCCUGGGGACAGCUUUGAAUGCAACCCAAACUGAAAAGCUGUUUUCAUCAGAGGGCUCCUUAUUGGCCUUGUUCAGUUUCCUCGGGCAGCUGCCAGUACACAAAUAUCAGAACUGAGAAUGGGGAAGAGAAAUUUGAGUCUUUGCCAUUGGAAAUGUGUUCUCUAGGCUUGAGGUGAUGUAUGCCAGAGUAAGUGGAAUCAUCCACGGUUAUUCUGCUGUAGGUAUUAGGUGAAUAAAUUCAGAUCUUUAGUCUCCUAAGCUAUUAUGUAUGCAUUUCUAAUAGGCAAUGUAUCAUGCUUUUGAGUGAAAACAUUAAGCAGAUCUCGGAUACAACAGGAAAUUGUCAAUUUGAGGUAGAGGGUAGAACUACUCAGCAGCUCUAGACUACCUGAAGUGCUGAUCUUGCCUUUGAAGACGUGCUGCUACUAUCUCUACAGCAGGCCUUUAGAGGAAAUCUGAUAAGUGAUCUGAUCUUCAAAGCCAGGGUCAGAUUUGUAAACGGAAAGAGAUUGAUGGGUUCUUAGAAUCUGGUGUCCUGCCCAUGUGUGCGUUUCUGACACUGUUCGGAUUUUGGUGAUGUAGGCAUUCUCACUGCAGGGGUGAAACCUAACCUAUAGAACGGGGAAAGAACCACUUGAAUUUUUUAAGAAGCAAAACUGCUAACAGGGGAGGGAAGUAUUUUUUAAGUAUGUGCAUAACCCUUGACACUAGAAGCUGAGUGAUCAAGAAUCAAACUUUUAACAGAAAGACCUAUGAGUUAGUUUCCUCUUAAACAAAAUACAGCUGUACUUCUUUAAUUCAGGUUGGUGGACGAAAGAACACUAUUAGCAAGGAGAUUAUCUUCUGCUUGUCAUAAGGAAUGAUAAACUAAUCUUUAGAAGAGGUAAUUCCAAAAGCACUCUUCCCCCAAGCUCUUAUUAAAGAACGUCAGCUAAAUGCACUUUAUCUUAUUGCUGCUACUUAUCUUCUGAUUGUGUUAUGUUGAUGGAGCUCUUGGAAAAUACUCUUACCAGUGAGUUUUCUCUUUGCUGUAUUUAAGGUGAUAAAUUUGCAUGAAUUAUUCCUGUAUCAAUGCUGUAAGCAAUGGAAACCAAAAUAAAAAUGAAUUGGAAAAAUA
Messenger RNA from Anas platyrhynchos (mallard), 5574 nucleotides. RefSeq names its product mitofusin 2 (gene MFN2). The record is from RefSeq and is a predicted model, not a curated record. Lineage: Eukaryota; Metazoa; Chordata; Aves; Anseriformes; Anatidae. Gene Ontology annotation, biological process: mitochondrion localization; mitochondrial fusion. Gene Ontology annotation, cellular component: mitochondrial outer membrane. Gene Ontology annotation, molecular function: GTP binding; GTPase activity.